Colletotrichum lupini is the source of this 288-nucleotide messenger RNA. RefSeq lists its product as uncharacterized. The transcript is spliced from 2 exons. NCBI's taxonomy places the organism in Eukaryota, Fungi, Ascomycota, Sordariomycetes, Glomerellales, Glomerellaceae. Bases 1 to 288 code for a protein of 95 amino acids. The record is from RefSeq and is a predicted model, not a curated record.
AUGCCGGGGAUCCAAGGACGGCGAGACACCGAAGCGAACGAAAGCGAGUACGACGACGACGACGAGGUCGAGUUUGACAACGAGGUACCUGCCGCGAGGAACACGUCGGUUUUCGAAAGAUGGGACGAAAGAGAUGUGGCGUCUGUCAAUGCCGAAAAGAUGUCCUCGCGGUGGCACCGACAGGAGGAGGAAGAAGAAGAAGAAGGGGUACGCAUACACUACACAGGACGCACAGCCAUCAGAGCCGCAAGGAACCGCACUCGCGUCCGCGUCCGCGUCCGCGUCUGA